AUGGGGAAUCAGACUGUGGCGGAUUUUCUUGAGGCUAGAGCGGAGCUGCCGUCGUACUGGUUAUCAACACCGUCGUUGUUGUCUAACAUGGCGGAUUCCUUCGAUGUUUUAUCUGUUGGUUUAAAUCUCAUAUGUCAUAAGAGAGCUCACUCGCAAGUGUUUAUGUUAUUUUCUACCACUAUGGAUUAUGCCCACCAACUGUUUGAUCAAAUUACUGAACCAGAUAUCUUUAUGUGGAGAAGUGCAUUGUUUAAUGGAGGAAAUUUGAGGAAAAUGCAACGAGGAGUUGCAGAGAAGAAGAAAGUUUUGACUUUUGACCCGCCCGCUGCCGCCACUGCUGCCACCACCGCUGCCGCCACCGUUGCCGCCACUGUCUUCCGUUACAAUCCAGCUGAGUUGCAUGUACGGUUGCACCUGACCAAGGCUGAUCGGACUGUCUUCGUUGACAAGAGAUCAAAGGAUAAAAACGACCGUUUCCAGGCAGAGCUUGCUGCAGCGACCCAGUCUCAGGCGGCUGGAGAAGGGAGUUCGUCGACUCCAGAGCCGAUCGACGAGAACGAGCUGUUUUUGUCUCUCGAGGCAAUCAAGAAGCAGCGAGUCUACGGUAUUGGUUCGGCUUCAGCAUCCUACAUCGGCCAGAGCAGCCGAUUGCGCCGCGGCGGAUCAUCCCAGUCACAGCAGCAGGCGGUCGUUAGUGAGGAGAUCGAGCAGCGCAUUGCUAGAGAGGUUGAGGAGCGACUCGAGCAGCGGAUGCGUACUGUGGAGGCGGGUUUUGAAGAGCGGGUCGAGCAGCGGAUCCGUACUGUGGAGGCGGGUUUCGACGAGCGGAUCCGUACUGAGCUUGCGCGACUGAUGACUACACUCCCACCGGAGUUACGACCGCAGUUUCCCCCACCUCCACCUCCACCGGCUGACGACACUACUAGUUUGGAGUAGUAUAGUAUUUG
Messenger RNA from Mercurialis annua (annual mercury), 947 nucleotides. RefSeq lists its product as uncharacterized. The coding region runs from base 1 to 936 and encodes 311 amino acids. NCBI's taxonomy places the organism in Eukaryota, Viridiplantae, Streptophyta, Magnoliopsida, Malpighiales, Euphorbiaceae. The record is from RefSeq and is a predicted model, not a curated record. The transcript has 6 exons.